Penicillium daleae is the source of this 3240-nucleotide messenger RNA. RefSeq lists its product as uncharacterized. The record is from RefSeq and is a predicted model, not a curated record. Lineage: Eukaryota; Fungi; Ascomycota; Eurotiomycetes; Eurotiales; Aspergillaceae. Bases 1 to 3240 code for a protein of 1079 amino acids. The transcript has a single exon.
AUGAGAAGGUGCUUGAGCGCCGGUCGGCUUCUGCGAAUUGGCCGCGUGCCAAUUGUGCCUCGCCUGCCUGCUCGCUCACUUCCAUCGGUAUCCCGCCUCCAGACUCGUUUCGCCUCGACGAUAGACCGGAGAACGCUCACCGACGACGAGUAUCAACUUCUCUUCUCAUACAAUGGACCGCCGUCUAUUCCUCUCGACUCAUCGCAAAGGACCAACCCCGAGAGUUGGCUACCGAUAUUAGCGAAAUGUGCACCGCCACGCAAUACGCAGACGCAGAAAAAGACGAAACCGACCCAGCCUGGGGAGCAGGUUGGGUCUCUGCUAGAACACGAAAAUGAGCUACUUCGCGCUCAUACGCUGAUGGGCUAUCUAUGGCUGGCGAGGACAUAUUCGAAUUUGAAUCUAUUGGGGCACUUGGGGUUUGAUCUCAAUCAGUGGUCUACGGUGCAUGCCUACUUGACCCAGCUUAUCGACGCAUAUGAAACUCUCGUUCCGUACAUGGCCUCGCAAAAUGCAUUUCAGGGAUUCGAUUGGAACGUGGAUGGCCUGUCUUUGGACGAGCUUACAGAUAGGGAUGUCCGACGCCCAAGCCAGUCGAUGAAACCGCUUCCGCCAUCUGAUAUAGUUCCCCUCGACCUUUUGACAGAACGGCCUGCUCCGCGGGAUCUUGGAGAUAGGUUUCUGGGUGAGGUUUUGCUAAACUUAGGCUAUAUUGUGCUAAGAGCUGCCGACGCACCAAAAGAAGAAGCCAAUCUCGCCAUGUCUCAUGUAUUCCGAGUCCUUGCUCGCCUGCAUCAUCUGGAUUUGAUCUCCGACAGAGUCUAUCUAUAUCCAAGGAACGACCCCAGCCAAGUUUCAUUUCGUCCACCCGGUCUCAACCUAUUAUCAAGCCAUAUUAUGAGCGUCUUGUCUGACGCUGCAUGGCUUGAACACGAAGCUGCACUCGCAACGGCAGCAACAGAAGCGGGCGAGGAGCCACCGUUCCUCCCUUUUAAAGUGGGAGUCCGCGAGCUUGGCCCUGAGAUCUGGUUUGAGUUGGUUCUCUGGUGCUGUGUCGAGCAUGGAUUCGCUAAGCAGGGCGCAGCCUUGGUAAAGGAUAUGAGCCAGCGAACCGGCGAUAAGGCUUGGAAGAUCGAGAGCUGGGCGCUUCUGGUUCAGGAUCUGGAUGUUGUGCAGCAAACCAACAUCAGCACUGAGACUACUUGGCGUCGCCCAGGUGAUACCAAUCCGCCUCAGACAUUCAAACGCCAUGACAAGCCUCCGUUCAAUGGUCUCGGAAAACGAACUAUUAGCACGGAAGUUGUUGCAAGCCUGCGAAGCGGCCUGGUCAACAAGGCCUACAACGGUGUGGGGUUCCACGGUGCAACUCCCUCGGACAUUCUUCAACAAUCGGCGUCCUUGAAUGCACUACUCGAACCGACCAGCGCACUCGAUGAUCUGCGGCCAACUAACAAGUCCACGAACUGGCACCUUAUCAGAGUCCUCGAGUCGGGCUGUCUGCAUCCCUAUGAAGAUCCGACUUUGUUUGAGCAACUAUUACGGUCUACCCAACACGUGGUACCACCGUGGGGGGGAUAUGGUGAUGCAUCCGGCCAGGACUUGAACAGUGUGACGCGAGCGCAACUAUACGAUGAAAGUGCCGCAAUCGCUGGGUUGGUGGAACUUAAUCUCAAAGCUUAUGCUUAUAAACGGCAAGCUGGCCGCGCUUUCUAUCAGUACGCGUGGCUGCAAAACAUCGUUGAUGCUAGCAAGGCCUAUCACAUCCAAGCAUUCUUCGAGCAGCUAAGCCUUGCCAAGUCCGAAAUCCUUCCCUUCUUUGAUUCGCAGCGAUUUGACCUGCACGAAUACGACACAUCCUCCGUGCCACAGGUCUCCAGUGUCACAUUGGCUGAACUUCUUGACCUUGCCGCCGUUAAUCGCGCUUAUGAUUUUGGCAAUUGGUUGCUGUUCAAUGAUGCUAUUGAUGGUCCUGCGAUUCCAGCCUCCGCCUAUGGCGACCAGGUCAUUGCGCCAUCGAUUCUCCGUUUUGCCUCUGCUUCGCAAAAUAUCGAACUCUGCGAAAAGGUCAUCUCCUCGCUCAGCAUGCCACUUUCCGUCAACAUGCUCAAAGCCCUGAUCAACUCUUACAUCGACCAAGAAAAUUGGGAUCGUGCGAUCGUCACGCUCGAGUACCUUCGUGAUUUCAGACUGAAGUCAUGGGGCUUUAGCAAUCUAACCGCAUUGGGGGCCAAGAUUAUCCGACUCGAUGCGUCUAUCAAACACCAGCAGUCCAUAGGGGCCUCCGUAGACGAGAAGAUGAUCAAAAACCUUGAGUGUGCAAAUGAUCUUUUCCUGCGCUUCUUUCGCAUGGAAUUCAACACACCUGCCAGCAAGAAUCGGCGAGUCACAGCCUUCCAGCAGAAUGUCUUGUUGCGUCUGCUCUCUGUAUUCCGAACCCUUCCUGGUCACAUUGCAAAUCUCGCCAAACAGGUUGACCUCAAGGCACCCCCACCAAGCCGUCUCAAGCUCAAAUACAUUCCCGCAGUCUCCUUCCACAACCUCUUGUCUGCCGUUGUAGACACAUACGGCAGCACAUUCGGCUUGAACAUGUGGUUCAAAUGGUGCAUCCAUCGUCUCCCACCUGACCGUGUUCGCCAGCGCGAAGGUGGCCUCACUCGCCUCCCUGCUCGCAAGGAAAUGUCCUGGCCUCAAGGCGACCCAACCUUCAGCAUGCAAUGGCUCCAACACACACAAAAGCGAGCCGUGAAUCCCAACUACAACACCAUCCGUAUCAUCGCGCAAGCCGCUAUGCGAGAAUUCGAAAUGGAGCGGCAUCCGAGAAAAUCCCAAUCCGACCCCUCAUACUCAUCCUUACCAAUCCCACGCAACCAACAACUCCCCUUCUUCGCCCGAGGCCGCACAUACAGACCCCUAAUCUCCCGCUUCGAAUUCCAAGGCCUCCCCGUCAUCAGCGGCAAACCACCCGAAACCGCCCCAGAAGCCUCCCUCGACUUCGCCGUCUACAUGUUCCUCCGUCACGGCAUGCCGCAGGACCAGAUUGAGCUAGAAAUCCCGGGCUACUUAGCGCGCAUGUGCAAUCGUGGAGUCUUUCAUAACCCAGAGAAACGGACAAGGGACCGUAUCUGGGAAAUCCGGCGAGACCCGUUUAUGGAUUCGGGUCCGGUUUGGAGGACAAUGCGGUACAAGCGGAAAGGUGGUCAAGUGGCGAAGACUUUGCCGGAAUCCCAGAAUCCCGAGUGA